Loxodonta africana (African savanna elephant) is the source of this 2321-nucleotide messenger RNA. It is a transcript of the gene KLHL38, whose product is annotated as kelch like family member 38. The record is from RefSeq and is a predicted model, not a curated record. Bases 231 to 1976 code for a protein of 581 amino acids. Gene Ontology annotation, molecular function: protein binding. The transcript has 3 exons. NCBI's taxonomy places the organism in Eukaryota, Metazoa, Chordata, Mammalia, Proboscidea, Elephantidae.
GAUCUGGGGUGCGGGUGGCCUCCCUUUCCAACCUUCAUUAAAUGAUGCCCUUGGCCACACCAGAAGUAUCUAGGUGAACAGACAUAAAUGCUUCACAUCUCAGAGCCACCACAGCUAAACCCUCCAGCACAUUCUAAGACUUGACUCUCCCCCACAGCUAAACCCUCCAGGACAUUCUAAGAAAAACUUGAUUCUCACUCCCUCUUGGGGCUUCCUCCCCUCUUUGUAGGAUGGACGAGGAGUCGCCAGAUGGGCUGCUCUUCAAAGACCUUGACUUCUCUUCUGACUUGCUGAGGCAACUCAAUGGCUUAAGACAAGAUGGGAUCCUGACAGAUGUGAGCAUCUGUGUGGGUACCUGGGUGGUGCCCUGCCACCGAAACGUGCUGGCCUCCAGCAGCCCCUACUUCAGGGCCAUGUUCUGCAGCAACUUCAGGGAGAGCAGUGAGUCCAAAGUUCAGCUGAAAGGCAUCGACCCCACCACUCUGGACCAGAUCAUCCUGUAUGUCUAUACCGGCAAGGUGCACAUCACAGCUGAGAGAGCUCUCCCUUUGAUGGAGGCAGCUUCCAUGUUGCAAUAUCCCAAGCUCUUUGAGGCCUGCUCUUCGUACCUCCAGAGCCAGCUGACCCCCAGCAAUUGCCUGGGCAUGAUCAGACUCUCUGAAAUCUUAAGUUGUGAGACCCUCAAGAAGAAAGCGAGGGAGGUGGCCCUAAAGUAUUUCCCAGAGGUGGCCUCAUCGGCCGACCUGAAAGAACUCUGUGCUUUGGAGUUGAAAGAUUACCUCGGAGACGAUGGGCUCUGUGGGGAGGAGGAAAAGGUGUUUGAGGCUCUCAUGGUUUGGAUCAAGCAUGACCUCGAGGCCCGGAAACGCUAUGUGCAGGAACUGUUCAAGCAGGUCAGGCUUCAGUAUGUCCACCCGGCCUUCUUCUACCAUUUCAUAGCCAGCGACGCCCUCCUUCAAACCUCACCUGCAUGCCAGGCCAUCUUGGAGACAGCCAAGAGGCAGGUGUUUUCUUUGUAUGGCACCACUGCCCCAGACCUCAAACCCCUGUGUCAUGUCCCUCCAAGAAAGUCUUACCAAGAUUUCCUCAUCCUCUUGGGUGGAAGGAAGGACAACCAGCAGACCACCAGGGAUGUUCUGCUCUACAACGGACAGACCGACCAAUGGCAGGACCUUGCCAAACUCCCGACCCGGCUGUACAAGGCCUCGGCCGUCACCUUGCACCGCAGUGUCUACGUCAUUGGGGGCAUGGCCAUCAGGUCACAGAAGAGUCUAGCCAGCCCCAACGUUUACAUCUUCUCCCUAAAACUCAAUCAGUGGCAGCUAGGGGAACCUAUGCUGGUGGCCCGCUACUCUCACAGAAGCGCUGCCCAUAAGAACUUCAUCUUCUCCAUCGGGGGGCUUGGAGACAGGCAGGAGGUCAUAGGCUCCAUGGAGAGAUAUGACAGCAUCUGCAAUGUCUGGGAGAGUAUGGCCAGAAUGCCAGUGGGUGUUCUCCACCCUGCAGUUGCUGUGAAAGACCAAAGACUCUACCUCUUUGGGGGAGAGGACAUCAUGCAGAACCCUGUGCGCCUUAUUCAGGUUUAUCACAUUUCCAGAAACACAUGGUUCAAAAUGGAGACAAGAAUGAUCAAGAAUGUGUGUGCCCCUGCAGUGGUGCUUGGGGAACGGAUUGUCAUCGUGGGAGGUUACACACGGAGGAUUCUUUCUUACGACCCUCAGUCCAACAAGUUUGUCAAGUGUGCGGACAUGAAAGACCGGAGGAUGCACCACGGGGCCACGGUGAUUGGGAACAAGCUCUACGUGACAGGUGGGCGGAGGCUGACCGUGGACUGCAGCAUUGAGGACUCGGACGCCUUUGACUGCUACGACCCCGAGACAGACACAUGGACAUCCCAGGGACAGCUGCCUCACAAACUCUUUGACCAUGCCUGCCUCACUCUGCAGUGCAUACCCCACAGGUCUGCCUUCCCCUGAGGUGGACGCAAACCCUUCCAUCUUAGUCAAAAUGUUUGCUGUUGCAAGUAACAGAAAACCAAAAAAAGAAACCAAACCCGUUGCCAUCAAGUCGAUUCUGACUCAUGACGACCCCACGUGUUACAGAGUAGAACUGUGCUCCAUAGAAUUUUCUUGGCUGUAAUCUUUACAGAGCGGAUUCCAAAGCCUUUCUUUCAUGGUGCCGCUGGGUGGGUUUGAACUGCCAACCUUUAGGUUUGUAGCUGAGAGCAAACCAUUUGUGCCACCCAGGGACGUUAAGUGACAGAAACCCAACUACAAAUAGCUGAGAUUUAAAAGGAUUCACGGAGAGCUCACAAGAUGAGG